GUGGAGUUAUACUUCUUGACUAUACACCGGCUCGUUUGGACAUAUGCCAAAAAACUACACUUUCGGUUUGAUUUUCUGGGUGUGUGGGACAAACCAGAAUGGCGAAGGCUAAUAAAGACAAAGAUUUAAUGGUAGCGGCCAUAGACUUUGGCACAACCUACUCUGGGUAUGCUUUUGGAAUGACAAGGGAGUUAACUGAGGACCCCCCAAAAGUAUAUUGCCCUACCUGGCACGCAGCUGAUGGUGGGCUUAUUUCUUACAAGACACCUACUACGGUGCUGUUAGAUGAAAACCGAGAACUUGUUGCCUUUGGAUUUGAUGCCGAGGAGCAGUAUGCAGAACUAGCUGACGAAAAUGACCAUGUAGAUCACUACUAUUUUCACAGAUUUAAAAUGAUGCUGUAUGAAAAAAUCAGAACAGCGAGGCUUACUUUGAAUGAAACUGUUAAAGACAUCCGUGGUAAAGAACUACCCGCCAUAGACGUUUUUUCUCAUGCCAUUAAGUUCAUGAAAAAUCACCUUGUGGAUAGCCUAAAACAAAAGGGAACAUCCAUCGUAGAAGAAGAAAUUUUCUGGGUCUUGACAGUUCCCGCUAUUUGGGAUGAUCCUGCAAAACAAUUCAUGAGAACAGCAGCAGAAAUGGCCGGAUUAAACGGUUCGAAAUUAACUAUUGCUCUGGAACCGGAGGCAGCCUCAAUUUGGUGUACACAUUUACCGGUGGAAAAACUCCAUGGUUCUGAAGGAAAGAUCAGCACUUUCCAAGAAGGAAGCAAAUAUCUUGUUCUUGAUGCUGGAGGUGGGACAAUUGACAUUACUGUACAUGAGGUCAAGGCAGAAGGAAAACUGAAAGAAUUAGAGAGAGCAAGCGGGGGAGACUGGGGCGGAACAAGCGUCGAUAAAGCCUUUAAGAAAAUGCUCUGCGACAUUCUAGGGGGAGAGGGGGCAAUGGAAGGAUAUAUUCAUCGUUAUACAGGCGACUACAUUGAGCUGCUCCGCGACUUUGAAAUCAAGAAACGAAAGAGAACUGACACAACAGAGGGGAAAAUUACCCUGAAAAUUCCCGUCACUUUCAUGGACACAUUUUCUGAUAUUAGAUCAUUAACAAACCAAUCCGUUUACAAACAAGGGAUAAAAUGGGAGGCUGAUAAACUCAGGAUUGAUUCCAAAACCUUUGAUGGUUUUUUUAAACCGGCAUGUAAAGGAAUAAUUGAGCAUGUAAAUGAACUGCUUCGAUUACCAAAGGUCAGAGGAAUUGAGUUUAUCCUAAUGGUCGGUGGCUUCUCCGAGUCUCCUGUUUUACAGGAUGCCAUGAAAAAGGCAUUUCCAAACUUGAAAAUUAUCGUUCCACAAGAGGCAGGUCUUGUUGUUUUAAAAGGCGCUGCUUUGUUUGGUCAGAAUCCAACAGUCAUAGAUUCGAGAAUUGCCCAGCGGACAUAUGGCGUAAAAACCAAUAUGACAUUUGAUCCUUCAAAGCAUGACGAAUCAAGAAAAUUUGAAGUUGAAGGAAUUUUUAAAUGCGAAGAUUUAUUCGAUACUCACGUGAAAAUUGGAGACACCCUCUUAUUGAAUGUGGCACAAGAGGAACAAAUCUAUACUCCUCUGAGAGCAAACCAGACGGCUAUUGGCAUCCCUCUGUACAAAUCAAUAAAAGCCAACCCAAUGUACACCGAUGAUCCUAGUUGUACAUACCUUGGAACUCUGGAAGUGGCAAUGCCAGAUCUAACAGGGGGAAAAGAUCGUAAGGUGAAGGUCAGUCUUAUUUUUGGUGGAACUGAAAUAGAAGUCAAAGCAGUGGUGGUGAAAUCAGGGAAAAUUUCAAGUGCAAAGUUUAACUUCCUCGAAGAAGAACCAUAAAGUUAAAAAAAUAUAGAAUCAACGGAAGGAGUCUGCCACAGAAACAUUUCUGUGUAUUUUUUAAUUUCCAUACUAUUAAGAUUGUUAAAGUUAAAAUAUUAUCAACGUUUAUACCUCACUGCAUUAUAAUCAUUAGAAGAGGUGGAAUUCAACAUGCAGAUCAGUAAAGAUGAGUUUGGCCGAGUGAAAUAGACAUUUUCUAUCUUUUAUAUAUCAAUGUUUCUGUUUAUUUUAUAUGCUUAUCCCCAAAACACAUUCUCGAACAAAAUAAAUUGAAUGCACUGAGGUGUAUAUAUUUUUGGAUUUUUUUUUCAAUUCUAUUACUGUAUAUAUUAAAGUAUCAAGAGGUUCAAAAUGUUCACAUACAUUUGAAACUUAAAUUGAGAAAACCUGAAGAAAAAUGAAUUUAAUUUAGUUUAACAUUAAGGUUACUACUUAUAUUUAAUGAAUAAUAAAAUAUUUUAGAGUCUUUUUCGACUUUUGGUGGAAAAGUUUGUUACUUAGCAAGUGGUCUUAAAGAAAAGUGUGCAAGUGUAUUUUACUCAAUAAAUAU
Molecule: messenger RNA, 2406 nt
Organism: Saccostrea cuccullata (small rock oyster)
Lineage: Eukaryota; Metazoa; Mollusca; Bivalvia; Ostreida; Ostreidae
Product: heat shock 70 kDa protein 12A-like
Exons: 5
Coding region: 99-1853 (584 amino acids)
Molecular function (GO): ATP binding; ATP-dependent protein folding chaperone
Source: RefSeq, a predicted model, not a curated record